CCUUUCGAAUUUAUCCUGAAACCUCUGCCCAUCGCUGCGGGGAGCUUAAUGCUGGUCGAUCUUAUGAGGAAGAUUCGCGCCGGUCGUCGACGCGAGAAGAAGGAGGAAAGCCGCCGAGUCCCGGGUCGGCGUCGCAAACGUCAAACCGUCGCCCGUUGGAUCAGUGAGCGUUGCGACGUCCGCGGCGCAGGUUGCACCGUCUCCUCUUCUUGCGGUCAACCCGAUAGUACGUAUCGAUGCGGGACACGUUGACGUGAUACCGCGUGUUCGAUGCGCGAACCAGUCGGUCUUUUUCCGUCUCCCUCUUCGUCUACCUGUCUGUGGGAUACCCGCAGACUUUGCGCGUCUUCGGACGACUAUUAUGGGGUAUUUGAGCGGCGGCUAAAUGGGGGCCGAUGGACAUUUUCGCGUGACCUUGUCCCUGAGGAGGGAACCGGGCGCCGGUCCGGUCUACUGUAAGAUGGAAACAUCCGCCAGAUUCCGGCAACUAAAGACGGUGAAGCUGAGCUGCGAUACGACCUACCGGCUCGACAUCAGCUUCAAACCGCCGCAACUGCUGCAAUCCCUGAGUAUUGGUGGAAAACCGGUGGAGGCGAUCGAACGCGCGAGAGAUAGCACAGCGUGCGCUUACAGCGCUUAUCACAGCACCAAGGAUAUCACGGCGAGUGCACGCGGCCACCGGGAGGAUCUGCCGAUCGCUAUGCGAGUCCUCGGCUCCGGCUACCUGACCACGUGUCUGCAGAUCAAGUACUACCGGCUGGAGGAUCAAAGUCACUGCGAAUGGGGUGCCAGAUUACACUGCAUCGAGCUCGAUUGCUCCAGCGUCGAAGGACGUCUCGUCACGGUCGACCGGGAGACCUACAGAAAGCUCGGCAUAGAAUCUUAACGAACGAAUGACGUCGUCGUCAUCCUUAUUACAUUUGUUUAUACGGGCGAUAAGAGCAAACCCGACGCCGCGCCGCAAUCGAUGCUUCGCACUCGAUCCACUGAAUAAUAUUUUACGCCUGUCCUCCGAGGAUAUUCUGAGGAUUCGAAAUGAAAAUAAAGAUAGAUAAAAUCGAUAGUACCCGAGGUUAGCGAGAAUCUAAUAUAGUAUUUUCCAUCUGUGUAAGUUUUGAUAAACUGUUAUAAUUCUCUGUUAAUCUCGUAAUAGGAAAAAAGACGCUUACAAAUUUUUACCUAGGAUUCUAAUACGUCAAACGUAGCCCUUUUGGGAUGGACGAAGUCUAUUAAUGAAGCUAAUAGAUUAUACGGAAUAAACUUCGUUGAAAUAAUGUAUUUUUAAUUCAGUAGAAUAUAGAUCGCGUGGAAAUUUCGCGGAAAUGUUAUCAUGAUCGACGGAUAAUUGAGAUUGAUCGUUGCCAGUUGGCAAACAACAUUGUAUCACUAAUGAUGUAGAUUAAGUUAUUCAAAGAAUCUAAACUAAUUUUGCGCGCUGCGCUCUUUUCUUCUAAGAUAUAUGAUAUAUAUUACUAAAUUUGUUUGCGCAUUAAUUUCGUUACAAUCAGUCCGUGGUAUAUAACAACAUUAAUUUUAUGAUGAUAUCGAAUAAAUCAUUAAAUAUUUAACAUAAUGUCGGAAGAAAUAAUUAAUCGCGUAAUUACGCAAUUGUGCGUUUUUGAUCGAUACUUUAAGCUCUUUAGCGAGACAGCACCGUUGCAGAAGUUAAUAAAAAACUAAUGCAAACGCAUCGAUAACUUGAAUACUUAAAUAUAUCGGGUAUAUAUACAUACAUACUAUGUAUCGAACGCGCGUCAUUGAUUGCUGAUUAAUAUUUAAUUGAAUCAAUCGCGAGGCAAUAAUACGUCGCGAUAUGUACAGAGAAGAACAAUAUGUUUUAAUCGAAAGAAAAAAUUAGCGGCGCGGUGUCAGCUUUUAUAACUUGGCAACAAAAUACAUUUUUGCAUGCAUCGUUAAUGCUAUACGUUCGCUUGAGUGUUACUUUUCUCAUCUACAAUUUAAUUUCCGCCUCUUUCAUAUUCUGGCACUUUACAGAAAAUUGAGAAUUUUUAUGCCGAGAAAUCUGUCUCUUUAAUCCGAAAUUCGAUGGAUUUAAAACACGCGGUAAAUGUAGGACUCUUUAUGAAUUAAUUAUAGACGCACCACAAUACUCGAAAACUUUUGGCAAUCAGCAACGUGACCAAUUAACGUCUCUACGCUUAUUGUAAUAUUGUGCAGAUUAUUUAUAUCUCUCUUUCACUAUUCGUUCAGUGGAUUUUAUUGAAAUUAUUGUUGUAUAAAUCUACGUACUGUAUUUACACGCAGUAUAAUGUAUAUAUAUACAACUAAUGAUAAACGUACGAUACCUGUACUUUCUAACUUUGAUUGAAAUAAAUUAUAUAAAGAAAUACAAA
Molecule: messenger RNA, 2354 nt
Organism: Nylanderia fulva
Lineage: Eukaryota; Metazoa; Arthropoda; Insecta; Hymenoptera; Formicidae
Product: CB1 cannabinoid receptor-interacting protein 1
Biological process (GO): negative regulation of signaling receptor activity
Cellular component (GO): plasma membrane
Molecular function (GO): type 1 cannabinoid receptor binding
Source: RefSeq, a predicted model, not a curated record